Molecule: messenger RNA, 639 nt
Organism: Suillus plorans
Lineage: Eukaryota; Fungi; Basidiomycota; Agaricomycetes; Boletales; Suillaceae
Exons: 2
Coding region: 1-639 (212 amino acids)
Source: RefSeq, a predicted model, not a curated record
AUGGAAGUGAUUGAAAAGCUAAAACAAGACGAGAUAGAAGCCAGAUUCUUGGGGCGCUGCAAGCCUCAGGCACAGUUCCAAAAGCCGCGGCCCAAGCCAGCGGCUUCGGCUUUUCAUAAUGUCAGGCCAGGCCAAAGCCGCCACCAGGCUGUGACUUUGGCCCAGCUUGGCUUGGCCUAUUCAGGCCCAGCUUGGCCUGGCCCACGGCCUGAAGCCGGGCCGGAAUUCGAAUGGGAACUUAUCUGGAAGGAUCAAGUACAUGAGCAGGUUCUUCAUGCAUUUGAGGCUGAUCGUACCCUGAAAUACUUGGGAGUCAUCAUAGCUGCUGGUUGUCACUGGGUCUACGGCACCGUGAACCGGGGAAAUCUACUUCCUCAGACAAUGUCAGAGCAGCGCGAUCCAAAUUUCCGCGGCACUAGAUCGCCAGCAUCAUCGUCUGAUGACUCCACGGUAGAGGAGAGGGAAACCCAGAGUUCUUUUCCCUCGUUGGACAUCCCCAACUUUCUCCCCAAAACAGAGAAUGGCGCCUUCUAUAAAUUUGAUCUCCUGGACAUCCUGGACGCCAGGGGAGUGUCCCUCAGAGUCUUUGAAGGAAUUUUAGAUGACCUCCGCCGUAAAAAUAGUGAUAUUUGGUUCUAG